GCGGGGACCAACACCCCGGCCCGUCCGGACCGGCCGCUCCAGUCUCGGGUAAGAUGGCGGCUCUUCUGCGCCUGCGCAGUAGAGGAGCCGCAGCGGUGACGUCACCACCAGUCCGCGUGCUGGUUUUCCUCCUCGCGUGCUGGAACACAAACACGAACCCGCGGUCCGGACGGAGCAGGAGCUGACCCGGUCCAGGAGGAACUAAGAUGCUACCUUGAACGGUUGUGCAGAUCCAUGAAAGGCAGGACCCCCCUGGGACCUGUUCAUGGCCUCAACAAACACUCAACACGGUAUGGUGAUUCUGAAAGAAGGGGCGUCCGCCCUCGCAGCAGCACCUGCAGUCAAUCAUCCACCGGGAGCCUUCGCACCUCCAAGACCAGGCAGGGUGAGAACCCCUGGGAUGGAUCCACACACCUGCAUUCCCAGCGAGGAAGCAGAUUUUAGGACUAAAGAGGCCACAAUGAAGACUGGUGGACUAAAGCAUCCCAAAAGUUCGAAGAUGGCCUCGGACAACCUGCCUCCUGACAGUGUCUGUAAAGGCGUCACGGUGACUCUGGACAACAACAGCAUGUGGAGGGAGUUUUUCAGCUGCAGAACAGAGAUGAUUGUGACUAAAGAAGGCAGCAGGAUGUUCCCUUACUGCCGCUUCCACAUCUCCGGCCUUCAACCGUCGAAGAAGUACAGCCUCUUCAUGGACAUCCAGCCCUUAGACAACAGUCAGUACAGGUGGACCGGAGAGAGCUGGGAAGUUUCCAGAAAAGGAGAGCCUCACAUAAAAAGUCGACCAUUUGCCCACCCAGAUUCUUCAGCGGCCGGUCAGCACUGGAUGCAGAGUCCGGUGUCGUUUUACAGACUGAAGCUCACAAACACCGUGAGCGACCAGGAGGGGAACACCGUCCUGCAUCCAAUGCAUCGGUAUUUACCGCGACUGCACGUGGUCCAGACGGACAAGGCUGCGGAAAUCGUCCGACUGAAUGGUCCUAAUGUUCUCACGUUCACGUUCCCCCAGACCGAGUUCAUAGCAGUCACUGCUUACCAGAACCCACAGCUGGCUCAGCUGAAGAUCAAUUACAACCCAUUCGCUUACAACCCAUUUGCUAAAGGACUGAAUGACAGCGGAUCCAGUUUACGGGGCCGGAAACUGAAACUUAAUUCCAGAAAAGACUUGAACAAAGACGGGGGUAGUGCAACCGUCGAGCAGCAUCCUGUGAAGCAAAACUUAAAGUCUUUACUUUCAAACCAUAAACCGAGAUGUUCAAAAGCAGGGAACUCCAAACCCCCAGUUCCAGAACCCCUCCAGAAAAGUUCCUCAUCAAACAAUGAUCGGACGGCUACCAAGGUCCCUGGGGAGAGUCCACGAAUUUCACGUCCCUCUCAGAAGUUGUUCUCUGAACUGAUUCGCGAGGCCCAUGUUUCACUGCAGAGAUGCAAUGUGGAGCAGCUGGGUGGUCUGAGAACGGCCAAGGAUGACCCUAAAACUUCUCAUCCUUUUAACUCGUGUGACGUUAAGGACGGCGUCAGGACCAGUGGACCCAGUUCUGGUUCUCAGGACUGCGCUGAGCGUUUGGAGAAGCCAUGUAAUUUGGACUCGUCCUCAGAUAGCGUGAAGCAGCACAAGCGCCCGGCUCGGGUGCCUCUGCCAGCACUUGCGCUAUUUUUGAAACAGCAUUCCACAAAAUGUAAAAAGACCAACAGUAAACCAGAUUCUGCUCCUACGGCAUCUUUGUCUGAAUCAGUAAGUUCUGCUGCAGCUUCUGAUCCAACCCCCACCAACAUACCCGUCAACCAGGACUCUGGACGGAUCUGUACAGACUUUCAUCCAGAUGAAAUGGAUUUGAAAGAUAUCGGCCAAACAGCUGAACAAUCCUCGUGUCCAGGUGUUAGUCCUGGUGUUGGUCCAGAUCCAGAGGUAAUCCACACAGAUGACCACCUUCCCUCUGCUCCUGGAGGUCCGGGCUCAGAGCCACCAGUCCUUGAUGCUACACCACUUGUUCCUAACUCGGGUGACCAGUUUCCCAAUGUCAGGACAUCUACAUCCAUCCUCUCAACAUUUGCUACCUCUUACAUGUCUUCCAGUUCACCGCCCCCUCUCAGUACAGUGUUACCUGCCCUGAACCCCCCACAGACCCCUGAAGGGCCUUCUGUACUCCCUUCAGACACCCGUACCUUGAAGACAGAGUCUUUGCUUCCUGACCCAGAGUGUUCUUCAUUGGACUUUGAGCUUUUGUCACCUGCCAGCUCUCCAGAACCGUUACCCCCCCUGCCAGCCUCCCUGGCUUCAGAGCUGGACUCCAUCCCCUCAGACUCCAUUUGUGCAGCCGGACCGCCUGAAGACCUACUGCACUGCAAAAACUCCUCGGUCUUUCAAUGGCAUACAGUAUUACCGCCAACGGAGCCGUAUGUAAACACUCAUUUCUCAACAUUUCAGUCCAUGCCCCCAGACUCUCCUCUAGUACCUGUUACAUCACCUCUGUUGCCUUGCCAGCCAGAAGCACACGGUCUUAAAGCCUCUACGUCCACACCUUCCAGCGAUGCCUCCAUGUCCUUUCAGGAGAGUGAGCAGCUGCUGCCGUUCCCUGCAGAGCUCUCCUCCCUCGCCCUGCAGCUGCCUUUGUCUCCCACCUUCUCUUUAAACGGAGAGGAAUUGUCCCCCACACCUUCCCUCUCCGACCUUGUGCAGUUCUUCUCCGUCAACGGCGACGCUGGGAUCGGGGUGGCGUUUCCCAACGCCGAGGCAGCUGCUGUUCCGUGCCCAUCUCCGCCUGCUGAAGAAGUUCCCAAGCCUCCUCCGCAGGAGAAGCCAGUUCCAGCAAGCAAGCCGUGCAAGCGGAAGAAGACCAAGUUACCGAAGCUUGCACGGUUAGAUGUAGAUCAGAGGAUGGAGAACUACAGAAAUAUGCAUCCUAACUUGGAGGAAGUGGAGGAGCAGUUAUUUAUCUCUUUUACGUCAAAGGAGGCCCUCAAACUCCACACUACAGACACCCCCGAAGAUCCGGCCCCUCAGACGACCACCAGGACUCAAGCAGAAGCUGAAGGAAACGACGGCAGCCACGCAGAGAACCUGGAGGAGAUGUUUGCGGUCUUCCAGAAGACUCUGCUGAGGGACUUGAAGCUGAUGAAGCACCGGCAGGUUCUCCACCCCGUGCUGCAGGAAGUUGGUCUGCAGAUGAGCCUGCUGGAACCAGCUCUGUCCGUAGACCUGCCGUACUUGGGAGUCCAUCUUCCCCUCCCCCCUCCUGGAGUUCCUCUGGAGCCUCUGAACCCGAGGCUGCCGUCUUCUCAGGGUGUUUCUGCCACGUUUAUGUCCAGAACAGGAAAAACUAAAGAUGUGACUCAAAUCAAAGGCUGGAGGGAGAAGUUCAUCCUUCCUGAGGCGAUACCCACCCCUGCAUCUUCCACACCUGAAGCUGGUCCCAGCUCAGAUCUGCAGGGGGACUCGUCCGGUUCCAGCUCAGAUCUGCAGAACGACUCGUCGGGUCCCAGUUCAGAUGUUGAGAAUAGGGACUCGUCCGGUCCCAGCUCAGAUCUUGAGAAGGACUCGUCCGGUCCCAGCUCAGAUCUGCAGAGGGACUCGUCCGGUCCCAGGUCAGAUCUGCAGAGGGACUCGUCCGGUCCCAACUCAGAUCUUCAGAGGGACUCGUCCGGUCCCAGCUCAGAUCUUCAGAGGGACUCGUCCGGUCCCAGCUCAGAUCUUCAGAGGGACUCGUCCAGUCCCAGCUCAGAUCUUCAGAGGGACUCGUCCGUUCCCAGCUCAGAUCUUCAGAGGGACUCGUCCGGUCCCAGCUCAGAUCUGCAGAGGGACUCGUCCGGUCCCAGCUCAGAUCUGCAGAGGGACUCGUCCGGUCCCAGCUCAGAUCUUCAGAGGGACUCGUCCGGUCCCAACUCAGAUCUGCAGAGGGACUCGUCCGGUCCCAGCUCAGAUCUGCAGAGGGACUCGUCCGGUCCCAGCUCAGAUCUGCAGAGGGACUCGUCUGGUCCCAGCUCAGAUCUGCAGAAGAAGAACUUGUCUGGUCCCAGCUCAGAUGUUGAGAAGAGGGACUCGUCCGGUCCAAGCUCAGAUCUGCAGAGGGACUCGUCUGGUCCCAGCUCAGAUCUGCAGAAGAAGAACUUGUCUGCGUUCUGCAGCGACAUGCUCGACGAGUAUCUGGAGAAUGAGGGGAAGCUGAUCAACGAGCGAGCCGCCAGCUUCUCCCAGCCGCCGGUGGAGACGCCGACCUACGAGCUACCUAUGAAGAGCACCAGCUACGUCCGUACUCUGGACCACGUCCUGAUGAAGCAUACUUCCGUCUCACCUGCCUCAGACCUGAUAUCUGGAUUCAUCCCCCCAUCGAAGAGACCUCGUCUCAAGGAGACUAAACCCGGCAGGAGGGCAAAGAAGACAGGUCCUAGACAGAAAAGACCCAGACCAGAAUCUGCAGCAGUUCCAGGCUCUGAGUCCGGUCCAGCUGCAACCCUUCUUCAGCCCUCAGAACCUUCACACAAACCCGUCUUUAAGAGGAGGAGGAAACUCAAACCCCAGACGUCAUCUCAGACCCUGAGCCUGGCCCGACCCAGGGGAAUGUCUGAGGACAUGGCUCCACUGGAGUCGGAUUCUGAGCUGGGUCAGUACGUGGAGACCUGCAGGAGGCCGAGCCAGCUCGGCAUGACCCGGGCCCUGCUCAGGCAGCGGGACUUGGAAGAAGGCGUGGUGGGAGAGGGCCAGUACCGGACGAGCAUCACCGAGGAGCGGGCCGCCAUCGCUCUGACAUCCCUCUUCACUCUGACGGGUUUUGUCAGGGAGAACCCGACGGCACCGAUCCAGGUGGGCCACCGGCGGGCGGCGCCGUGUCUGAACGAGUUCUGCAGACUGGGCUGCAUCUGCUCCAGUCUGUCCCACAGUUCCAGGACCAGCCACUGCGGCCGGUUGCCCUGCAUGUUCGGCUGCAGCUGCCUCAAGCAGAAGGUGGUGCUGCUCAAGAACCUGGACAGCCCCGACGCCAGCCCCGGCCCCAGCUCCCAGCACGGCAGGAAGAGGAAGAGGAGGAGGAGGAGGAGGAGGAGGAGGAUGAGGAUGGCUUACGUCCUGAAGGAGGCCGACAGCGUCUCCCAGCCUGCCGAGCGCAUCCGGACUCUGUGGAGGUGGGACGAGGGAGCCUCGGAUCCAGAGCCAGUCCACAUCCCUGCAAUGUCCCGAGCCGGCCGACCGGCCCGGCCGCCCCGGCCCUCCGUCGGCAGGCCGGCGGGCAGCAAGGCGGGCAGCAAGGCGGGCAGGCCGGUGGGCAGGCCGGUGGGCAGGCCGGUGGGCAGGCCGGUGGGCAGGCCGGUGGGCAGGCCGGUGGACAGGCCGGUGGACAGGCCGGUGGGCAGCCAGGUGGGCCGGCAGGAGGUCAGGCCAGUGGACAGGCCUGUGGGCAGCCAGGUGGGCCGGCAGGAGGGCAGGCCAGUGGACAGGCCUGUGGGCAGCCAGGUGGGCCGGCAGGAGGGCAGCCAGGUGGGCAUGCUGGGGGCCAGGCCGGAGGGCAGGCACGUCCCCAGCAGCUGCGCCCGAGUCCGAGGAUUCAGAAGAAAGAUGGACAAACAGAAGGUCCAGCAUGAGGUGCCAGAAGAUGUGAAGCUGGACCAGCGCAAAACUGCCCGACCGAAACUCCAGAAACCGAGAGAACCGCAGCUAAAAAAGAACGCCGAAACACCUGACCCUCAUCAAGGUGAAGAAGGUGAGCCUCCUCCCCGCCCCCCCACACCAUCCCCCACACCAUCAAAGAGACUCUUCAUCAUGGCCGGCUGUAAGUGGUCGCGUGACUCCGAUCAGAACUUCGUGUUGAGGAAGCUGUGCGAGGCGAUGGCUCAGGACCAACUGGCCAAGCCCUUCUGGAUCAGGAAUUACCUCAUCACUCCCCAGGGGCAGACUGUUGAGGGGAGCGGGGAAGAUCAGUGUGUCCAGUACAGGAUCCGCAUCUCCAGGCCUUUGGAGAGGCAGAAACCAGCAGCAGCAGGAAAACUGGCAGGACAGAGAGGCCAGCGAGCCUUCAGACCAGCAGCGUCGGACUCACAGAAGGACCACCAGAGACACGUGACCAGGGGGUUGGAGCCUCCUGAGGACUCGCAGAGGGAGGUGGUGGAGGAUGCCGAGCCUCCGCAUGAAGGACAGAAGGAGGUGAUGGAGGAGGCGGAGCCUCCUGAGGACUGGCAGAGGGAGGUGGAGGAGGCGGAGCCUCCUGAGGACUGGCAGAAGGAGGUGGAGGAGGCAGAGCCUCCUGAGGACUGGCAGAGGGAGGUGGAGGAGGCGGAGCCUCCUGAGGAAUACCAGAGGGAGGUGGAGGAGGAGGCGGAGCCUCCUGAGAACUGGCAGAAGGAGGUGGAGGAAGGCGACAUUGAGGCGGAAGUGGACAGGUGCAGUGGUUGCCGGGUGGACAAGGGGCAGGAAAACCGUAGAGCGAUGAAGUGUGAGCAGAAGAAGAGACUUCACAUGGCUCUGCCUUUUCUGACGGGAGUCUCUCCAGCCGGAUUCCUCUCCGCCGACAGGAAACACCCUGGAGGAUCAGACCACCUGGUCCAGGUGAACGGGAAGCAUUAUCCCCUGGCAAAGAUCCAGCUGGGGAAGAUGGGGGCGCUCCACCCGGCCAAUCGUCUGGCAGCGUACCUGACCGGCCGUGUGAUUCCCCGCAGACAACAAGCUCCUCCAACAUCCUCAUCGUCUACAUUGUCCUACAAACCUCCACCCAUCAACACUGCUUCUGCUGGCAGCGCAACACCUGUCGCAGCCGUCAGCUCAACGUCCUCCGCAGGGACCGGGUCCAACCAGCUGCUGAAUGCUGUGUCUCCUAAAGCGUCUCAGGUGGUGCUGGUUCAGGUCCCGGGUUCUCGUAAGACGGGCCCUCUGUCCCUCCUCCCCCCCCGGACCCCGGACUCCCCCCCCACCCGUCAGAGGAUGAUCCUGCAGCCACUCCAGUCCACGUCUGGGUUCCAGUACUACCUGAGACCGGACGGGAAGGUGGUGCAGCUGAUUCCUGUGAGCCAGCUGAGAGCCAUGAACCAGAACCGUGAUCCAGCUGAUCACACAGGUCCCUCCUCAUCAUCCCCGUCCCUCCGGCCCCCUACCGUGGCUGUAAUCAGGAGCUCAAAGCCUCUGACAUCAUCCUCCUCCCCCAUCUCUGGAAGGAAGACCACCCUGAAGAUCCUCACGUCCCGGUCCAGCAGGGACACCUUAGUCCUCACCUCUGCUACAGCUGCCCCCCUCGUCCCCGGUGAGGGGGUCUCGGCCCCGGAGACCUCCAGCCCUCCUGCAGCCCCCCUCAUUCCUGCUGAGGAGCCAGGGACCAGUACUGUGUCAGGGGGGGCUAAAGAUGUGGGGGUCCAUCAUGAGCCUGGUCCCCCACCAACCCUCCCCCCAGUAGACAGCACCCACACAGACCACACCGUGUCCUCUCCAGGUAGCAGCUCCACCACAGGACUCCCAGCACCGUCAGCCCCGUCCCGGCCCCCCGCUGACGGGGCUGACGGGGCUGACGGGCCUCUCCCGGACCCCCCACUGGCCCGACACCCAGGGGACCUGGACAUCAUCCAUGUGGACAAUGAGCCGGUGGAAGUGAUGGAGCUGACGUCGUCGAGUAGCGAGACGGAGGACUCGUCAGACAGCAGUGAAGACAGCGGUGAAGACAGUGGUGAAGACAACCUGCCGCUUGAAACAAGAAACGUAAGAAAUCGGUUCCUUCACAACGACAGUGAGAGGAGGCGUCGGAAACAGCUGCACCAGAUGUUUGACACGCUGAAGAGGGAGGUGGUCCAGACCGAAGAGAACAUCUCCAAGAUCGCCAUAUUGACAAAGGCAGUGCAGCAGAUCCAGGACCUGCAGAGGAUGGAGGAGUUUCUGGGGAGGAAGAAGAGGACCCUGCUGAGGAGGAGGGACGCAUACCUGUCCAUCCUGGCUCCGCCCUCAGAUCAGAGUUCUGUGCCGGAGGCGCCGGUUCCGGCGGAGGUUCUGUCUCCACCAGGGCUCCAGACGGUGGCGAACUCAGGUGGGAAGAGCGCUGAGAGGAACCUGCAGCACCGGGACCAGCGGCCAGCAGAAGGCCAGCAGAGCCCGGUCCCCAGAACCACACCGGUCUGGGGGCAGCCCGCUGCUCCCCCCACGGCGGACACCCAGAGACGCUGGAGGACGGUUCCCAACAUCCUGUCCCGCAGGAAGACGGCAGCUCCAGGGACAACCCUGCAGGAUCAGAGUUCUGUGCCGGAGGCGCCGGUUCUGACGGAGGUUCUGUCUCUACCAGGGCAGCAAGUUCUGACCCUGAACCCUGUGAUGGUGGGAGCCACGCUGCUGCAGACGGUGCCCACCUCAGAUCUCAACAACCUGCUGCACCUGCUGACGGAUGCAGCUCCCCAGCAGCUGGUCCAGCUGGGACCGCCUCCCGUGGUCCAGCUGCGACCGCCUCUGAUGGUCCAGGCCCCGCCUCCUGUGGUCCUGGCCCCUCCUCCCGUUGUCCAGGCCCCGCCUCCUGUGGUCCAGGCCCCGCCUCCCGUGAUCCAGGCCCCGCCUCCCGCACCCGAGUCCUCCCAGAGUCCCGCCGGCGAGAACUGGUCAUCGCUCCUCAACGAAAUCGUGUUCCUGAACCAGCAGACUGUUGCCACGACAACCACAGCAGCCAGACUGGGCGGAGCCAGUGAGCAGGGAGGCGGUCCUGGGGCCCAGGCCCCGCAGCAGGGGCCUGCUGCUGGAAACACCCCGGUCCCCCCUCCCCUGCUGCACAUGAAGCUGGGGGGGACCCUGGGGGGGGCCCCGGGGGCCCCGGCCGGCCCCAGCAGGGACGGAGCAGCCGGGGGCGCGGGGGCUGGUGGAGGGGCUGCCUGGAGGCCCAUGCCCAGGCUGGUCCCCCUGGGACUGAGGGGAAACUCUCCCAGCUGAUGAUCCAGGUUUAACCUCCGAUCAGAACCGAUCGGAUCAUUGAUCAGAGGGUUCCAGGGUCAUGUUUGUGUUCUUGACCAUCUGGUUUCCA
Messenger RNA from Cololabis saira (Pacific saury), 8969 nucleotides. RefSeq names its product MAX dimerization protein MGA a (gene mgaa). NCBI's taxonomy places the organism in Eukaryota, Metazoa, Chordata, Actinopteri, Beloniformes, Belonidae. Gene Ontology annotation, biological process: cell fate specification; positive regulation of DNA-templated transcription; regulation of transcription by RNA polymerase II. Gene Ontology annotation, cellular component: nucleus. The transcript is spliced from 23 exons. Gene Ontology annotation, molecular function: DNA-binding transcription factor activity, RNA polymerase II-specific; RNA polymerase II cis-regulatory region sequence-specific DNA binding; protein dimerization activity. The record is from RefSeq and is a predicted model, not a curated record. The coding region runs from base 266 to 8878 and encodes 2870 amino acids.